Molecule: messenger RNA, 747 nt
Organism: Penicillium canariense
Lineage: Eukaryota; Fungi; Ascomycota; Eurotiomycetes; Eurotiales; Aspergillaceae
Exons: 1
Coding region: 1-747 (248 amino acids)
Source: RefSeq, a predicted model, not a curated record
AUGCAUGUCUUUGCCGCGGCUCUCCUCGCCCUCUCCUCCGUCAGCGUGACUUAUGCCGCGCCCUUCGCCAACCCUCAAGAGGACAUGGUUCGCCGCAAGGUCGAUUACCAGGUGGUCAAUGUCGACGGAGACCCUACUAGUUCUGCUGCUCCCGAAAUUGAGACUAUGACCGAGACCGUCAAGUCUGUUACAACUGCUCCGGGUGCUGCUCCUCUGCCUAUCACUAUCACUGUCACUGCCACUCCAUCCAGCACACCAAUUCACAGCUCGACUCUGCACUCCCACAGCCCUCCUCCCCCUGGCGCGUCUUUUUUCCCUCCUCCAGACUCGGACUCGGGUUUCUUUCGCCGUGGCCUGAUGGCCGCUGGUAAUCCUCUCCAGUUUGCUCGCAGCUACAGUCCCUCUACUUCCAGUGUCUUCGCAACUCCUCUCGCUGCUCGGGCCUGGUACUCUUCUCCCGCUGUCACUCCCUCCUCGAGUGCCAGCGUGACUCCUUCUCUGCUCGCCCGCCAGUUUGGUGGCUGGAGCUCUAGCGCUUCACUGCCUGUCACUCCUAGCUCGACUGCGUCUGCUUCUGUCACUCCUCUUGUCGCACGGAACUUCUAUGCUUCGUCUAGCACUCCUUCGUCGCCAAGUUCUCUUGCUGCUUGGGAUUUCCACAGCCAGUACUACCCCAGCGCCUCGAGUUCGGCCACUCCCAGCUCCAGCUUCACUCUUGCUCCUUCUGCCAACGCUCUGCUUUACUGA